AGCAUGGAUGACUCAUACUGUAGCUGCUGAUGCUCUGUAUGGACACAGCACUAGGUAGCCUAUAAUGACGUGGAGGAGAAGUGUUUCAUUAAAACAAUUGGCUAGGCCUUCUCAGUUCUUGGCUUAUGGCUAAUAUUGGGAUCUUCCAAGGUUUUCUCUUUGAGGUUUUAGGGCAUCACCCAAUUUGACCCAAACACAGAAGUCGUGACUUCAAUCAAGACACAAACACGAAGUGACAUCUUAGAUGAUAUUGUGAGUUUAGUGUUUGGAAACUUCUCAUGUGAUAAAAACGCGAACCCUAGAAAAAGUUUAUUUUAAGUGUUGUUUUCAGUCAGCCGAACUUUGGAUUGGAUAGUCCAAGCCUAUCCGAGUCGAGACAUUUAUUCAGCAAUGUGUUGACGGUUGUUAAGGUGUGUUAUGUUAAGGUUGAAGCUCGAGGUGAAUUCUUUAAGUUCUACAGUUAGCUCGUAAAGUGUUAUUUUAAAAACAGUAACAUAUAAAGCUGUAGUAUUUGACAACCCCACACACGACCCCACCACCAUUGUUGUGACCAAUGACUGCACACACAGAGACACACACACUUCCCAGUCAUAACUGAAUGACGGCAGGUCGCUAUGGAAACUGCGUUACGCUCCGGGCGGCCGGAGGAGAAAACAAAGAGAGCGAGGACUCAUUCCCGUCUUCAUUUCAGCACCAUGCGAGCUCCUGGACAGCUCCUAGCCUCAUAUGCCUUACAAGGGACAGAGUCGCAUCAGCACCGAGCCUAACCGGAGUGGCUACAGGGACUUCAGAAGAAAAGCAAGCCUCCGAAAUAGAGAGUCAGACUCACCGAACCUGGAACUCGGUGUACACUCAAGGUUGAGUUCUUCUGUGAAGCCAGGAGCGAGGUGCUCCCUCAGAUGCCACAGCAACAGGGCAGCAGUAUGUCUGAGACCAAAUCCAGUCAGCGGUUCCACAGCCUGAAUGCGGAGCAGGUGGAGGUUCUCCAUCAGGUUUUGUCAGAGGUUGUUCCAAUCCACGGCCGCGGGAACUUUCCCACAUUGGAGCUGCGUCCCCGAGACAUAAUCAUAGCUGUGCGGGCCAGGCUUCAGAAGCAGGGAAUAACAGUAAGAGAUGUUCGUCUGAACGGCUCCACAGCCAGCCACGUUCUUGUCAGAGACAGCGGAACGAGCUGCAAGGACCUGGACAUCAUCUUUGGAGUUGAGUUGCCCUGUCAGGAGGAGUUCCAGGUGAUCAAAGAGUCCGUGCUGGGGUGCUUACUGGACUGCCUACCUUCUGGGGUCAACAGAGAGCGGAUCAGCAGUGCCACAAUGAAGGAGGCCUACGUCCAGAAAAUGGUCAAGGUCUUCAAUGAACAAGACCGCUGGAGUCUCAUCUCCCUCUCAAAUAACAGUGGUAAAAACCUGGAGCUCAAAUUUGUGAGCGUGCUGAGGCGGCAGUUUGAGUUCAGCGUUGAUUCCUUCCAGAUCAUUCUGGAUCGUCUCUUGGAGUCCUACAUGCAGCAGGAGUCACUGCACAGAAAUAAAACAGUUGAUCUUGAAGAGCAGCCUGCAGACAAACAUUUAGUGAAUCAGUGUAAAGACUCUCCCUCACUUCUCCAACAGGCCAACUCUACAGAAAUAGAUAACUAUACUGGUAGAGACUUACUCAGCAAGAAGGGGGUUCCAACCAGUCAGACACUUCAGAGAGACAAGGUGCAUGAAAAGGACUCCCAGAUAGAUAUAGCACACCAAACUGAACAUUCAAACCUGACAAAACACUCCAAAGUUGAAAAAGACAACAAAGUGAAAACAUCUGGAGAUCUGAAAGAAGCAUCAGAACACACAGAAAACAUUAAUGAGACAAACGUCUCCGACCAGACCUCUCUAAAUCUUUUGACAGAAAAGAAACCAACCUCUGAAAAAGCUAAACCACCAGCUCAGAUUGACCUCGGACAUGAGCCAGAGAUGUCAAAAAAGACCAAAUACUCAACAAAGGUAGAAAACUCAGAGCAAACCAAGUCCUGUGUCGGCCAACAGCCACCACAUUCAAAUACCCAGGAACUCACCGUCCUUAUAGAACAGUCGAACCACACUAAAUCUCCCGAUGAACAGAAAACCCCCACAGAGCACAGUGAACAUACAGAAAUGCUGAAAUCCUCACACGAAACCCAGACAGAAUCUCUAAAUUUUGCAAAAUUGAACGAUAUCGACUUUUUAAAGUGUUUCAGUGAGGAUCAGGGCAACAAUGGAAAAGAUCAAACUCUGCAUGUGUCGACCGAAGACUCCAGCACAGCUUUACAUGCAAAGAAAGAAACUCAGCUAGCAGAGGAAAACAGAGUUGAAACAGAGACAUGGGAGCAAACUGAAAGGGAAAGUGAUACAGAAAUAACUGAAAUUACAGAAGAGAGUUCAUCAUUAGAAGAAAAAACUGUAGAAAAUACAGAGGGUAUGGAUUGUUCCCGUCCUACCUCUUCCAUAUGGUUUACACCUCACGACACACUGGAGAUUCACAGUGCAUCUCACAUAGAUAACUCAGAUGAAACACCUAAAACAAGUGAUGCCCUCAGUCUCCCAGAUACUCAGGAUGUUUUACCUGCACCACCAAGCCUUGUUUCUGACAAUAAGACCUCCUCCUCUCCUUCUUGUAAGGCCUCAGAACGUCUGUCUCACAUGGUAGUACUCAAACACUCCUCUCCCAAACCCCCUCGGAGGAUGUGUAGGAAGGGUUACCCUACUCCGCUCCCCAGUCAAUUUUCUGAUCCUGUUCCAGAGCCCUGUCUAGAUCCCGAUCCUGAGAUGGCCCUUGACGCUAAGCCAGUAACCUCCAGUUCAGACCCUUCUCCUGCCCCAACAACCAAUGUGUCUGAUAAAAUUAAUCCUGGGCCUGAACCCAAACUUUCAAGUAACCAACCUGCAAAUCUAGACCUUACCGUAGCUCCCGAGUCUGCCCCUGAAAUGAUAUCCCCCCCUGUUGUCGAUCCUAAUUCUGCUUUACCUCAUGAGCUACCAAUCUCUCAGUUAAUCACAGAGAAUUCUGAUGAGACAAGUAGUCAGGGCUUAAAAGAGACACAAUGUACAAAUAUGGAUUCUGAUUCUCAAUGCCAGUCCUCCCCUAAAGAGCCUGUCCCUGCACCCGAGCAAUCAGAGCCCCCCGACUCAGUGGACACAUUAGAUAUGUUCGAGACAAACACUCAAGAACCUGUACAUACCUCAGAAGUUGAGCUCAGUGAUGAAGAUGAAAACGGAGAACUACAUACCAAAAAGUUGGGCUUGAAUCAGGCAGAUGGCAACCCUCAAGAGACCACACUAAGUCCAUCCUCCUCUUCCCUCUGUGUCACCCCUCCUGUACUCAGUCUUUCCCCACCCUACUGCACUCCCUCGCCCCCCAGCCUCAGCCCUCCCCAAUGUCUGACCCCUCCCUCUCACUGCCUCUCAUCCCCAAUGAUAAACAGCCCUGCUACUAGCUUUAGCUCUCCACCCCGGAGUGUCAGCCCUACCUCAUCCUGCCUCAGCUCACCUCCUUACCUGACCCCUUCCAUGCUUAGCCUCAGCCCUCCUCCACACUGUCUCAGCCCACCUUCCCCCUGCCUCAGCCCUCCCCUCCUCUGCCUCACCCCGCCAAUAGAGUCAGACGACUUUGUACCUCAGGUAUCUUCCGAUGUGGAGCCUUUGAUACUGAACACAGACAGCCAGGAGCUGAUGAAAGAGGCCUCCCCUCAGCCAGGAAUUCCUCUUCUACAAAUGGAAGAAAAAAAGGAACAAGAUUACAUCUCCUCUUUGUCUCCUGUUGCAGAGCCUGUUUCUUUUCCAAUCACAAUCCCCAGCUCAACCUCACAUGUGCUGCCUCACUCUCAGUCUGGAGGCCCAGAGGAAUCAGCUCUACCACCAGCAGAUCAUGUAUCCAGCUCCAUGCCUGAGAACAAAGAGGCCCCCAAGGUACCCACCAACUUGUCUGAACAGAGCAACAAUCCACAGGCAUCAGGUUCAGUCCCUGCGGUAGAGGUCUUGGCAGAGAGCAUGUAUGGUGACUUUGAGGCAGCCAUGGACCACUUGCGUUACCGCCUAAUAGCUACCCGGAACCCUGAGGAAAUUCGGGGUGGUGGUUUGUUGAAAUACAGCAACCUGCUGGUUAGGGACUACCGUCCUGCCAGUGAGACUCAGAUAAAGACCCUGGAGCGCUACAUGUGCUCCCGCUUUUUUAUCGAUUUCCCUGAUGUGCAGGAGCAGCAGAGGAAGAUCCUGUCCUACUUGAAGAACCACUUUAUAGGAGAGGAGAGAAGCAAGUACCAAUACCUGAUGACGCUGCGCCGCGUGGUUGACGACAGCACUGUGUGUCUGAUGGGUCACGAGCGGCGUCAGACACUGAACAUGAUCACAGUGCUGGCACUGAAGGUUCUAGGAGAACAGAACAUUAUCCCUAACACAGACCAUGUGACAUGCUUCUACCAGCCUGCCCCAUAUCUUGCAGAACACACUGCUCCCUAUUUAGUAGAACCCAGCUAUUGCAGCUACUACAUACCCCAGGGAGGAUCAACUCUGCUUUACCAACCUUACCCAUUACACCUGCAUUCACAGACUGGACUAGUCUGAAACUCAAACACACUUAACUACACUAAACUCACAGUGGAGCAAGGUGCUUGCCAUGAAGGAAGAGCUGGAGAAUUGAAAUCUAAUCCAGGGAUUAACUGUUUGGUCUAUAAUAGACCUAUGGGGGUGGGAAUGAUUGGGUUUUACAGUAAACUCCCAAAGUACCCUGUAUGGUUUCAACAUGAUUAUAUGUAAUUAUCUGGGCUUUGUGGGAAAGUAAUAAUUCUUCCGAUAUUGUUCAAAUUACAGAAAAUGCUGUAUGCACUGCAUGAGUCAUAGCCCUUUGGUCUCCUUUGGAAACCAGCUGAGCUGUUGACAUUCACACACAUUCACAGACAUAUUCAUAAACAAACACACA
Molecule: messenger RNA, 4926 nt
Organism: Labrus bergylta (ballan wrasse)
Lineage: Eukaryota; Metazoa; Chordata; Actinopteri; Labriformes; Labridae
Gene: tent5d
Product: uro-adherence factor A
Biological process (GO): mRNA stabilization
Molecular function (GO): poly(A) RNA polymerase activity; RNA binding
Source: RefSeq, a predicted model, not a curated record